This is a messenger RNA of Hibiscus syriacus, 1950 nucleotides long. RefSeq names its product transcription termination factor MTERF2, chloroplastic-like. NCBI's taxonomy places the organism in Eukaryota, Viridiplantae, Streptophyta, Magnoliopsida, Malvales, Malvaceae. The coding region runs from base 109 to 1848 and encodes 579 amino acids. Gene Ontology annotation, molecular function: double-stranded DNA binding. Gene Ontology annotation, biological process: regulation of DNA-templated transcription. The record is from RefSeq and is a predicted model, not a curated record. The transcript has 7 exons.
GUCUUCGUUUUAAUGGGAAUAUUGCUCUUUUCAGCUUUGUUUUUUUCAGUGUGAAUUCUGACAUUUAUGCUUGGGUUUCUCUGGGGGUGUUAAGGAAAGUUCCCCCACAUGUCCAUUAAAACCUUCUCAUUUCACUGGAGUUUGAAAUCCCUGUCUCCAAACACCAGUUUUCUCCCUUUUCUUCACAGAUGCUCUCCGAAUGCUCUCCCCCUCUCAUUUCUUCACUACCCACGAAGCCGUUCUCCGAAGCCAUGUGUUCCUCAACCCAUCUUGUCCCAAUCCCAUCCCUGUAACCAAAGUCCUCAUGAUCUAACACAAGCCCGGGAGUCUAUUGCAGGGUACCUCCAGCAAAUGGGGCUUUCAUUGGAGGAAUCCAUCUCUAUAGCUUCUAAUUCCCCCAAGUACACGCAAAUGCUGGUGGAUGGUGUCAAGGAACUGGAGGAAUGGAAUGCUUGGAAUAAUGGUGAAGGGGAUAAUUUGGGGUUUAAGGAAAUGGUUAUUUGUAUUGCCAAUGAGAAGGGUGAUAAUGGAAAGGUUGCCUUUUUGGAGAGUGUGGGUUUGCCUCUCUCUUCUGCCAUGGGCAUUGCGCGUUAUUUGACCUCAGAAUCUCUGCCCAGUAUAAUUCAUAAGGUUAAGUAUAUGAAGGAAAUAAUCUUUUCUGUCAGUGAUGAUAAAGGGAUUAUUGGGAAAAAUGCUCGUCGAAUGAUGAUGCACUUGUCAAUUCCUUCUGAUGAAGAUGUGCAACAAACAUUAUCCUUCUUUGAGAAGAUUGAAGCAAGACGUGGAGGUUUAGAGAUGUUGGCUUCAUUUGAUGUUUCUUUUAGAUUUCUGUUGGAAUCAUUUCCACGUCUUUUAUUGUUACCGGUGGAGUCACAUUUGGAACCUAUUGUUGAUUUUCUUGAAAAUGUCAGAGUUCCAAGGAGAUCUAUGGGAAAAGUAUUUUUGUUGUUUCCCCCCAUCUUGUUUUGCAAGAUUCAGGGCAUUAAAUCAAAAGUUUCGGCUUUUGAGAAGGUUGGUGCAGCAUAUGAAGAUAUUGGGAAAAUGUUGCUAAAAUAUCCGUGGAUACUUUCAACAAGUAUUCAAGAAAAUUAUGAGCAGAUCCUUUUGUUUUCUGAGGAAGAAAAGAUACCAAAACCGAGUGUCGAUCGAGCAAUUAGAAGCUGGCCUCAUUUAUUGGGUUGUUCUACAAGCAAGCUUAAGUUGAUGGUGGAUCAGUUUGGUGAAUUGGGUAUUAGAAACAAGAAACUUGGUCGGGUUAUUGCCAAAAGUCCCCAACUGCUAUUAAAGAAACCUCAAGAAUUUCUCCAGGUUGUUCUAUUUUUCAAAGGUCUCGGUCUUGAUCAGGAAAGUGUGGGAAAGCUACUCUCUCGCUGUCCAGAAGUUUUUUCUGCCAACAUCGAUAAAACUUUGAAGAAAAAGGUUGAAUUUCUUGCAGAGUUUGGUAUUUCCAGAGACCACCUUCCUAUCGUCAUCAAAAAAUAUCCAGAGCUUCUUGUGUCUGACGUGGAGAAAACACUGCUUCCUCGGAUUAAUUAUUUGAUGGAGAUGGGGCUGUCGAGGAGGGAGAUCACUUUUAUGGUGCGUAGGUUUUCCCCGUUACUAGGAUACAGCAUCGAGGAGGUAUUAAAACCAAAACUGGAAUUCCUUUUAAACAGCAUGGGAAAGCCAGUGAAGGAUGUGGUGAGGUAUCCAAGGUUCUUCAGUUAUUCACUGGAGAAGAGAAUAAAACCCAGAUUCUGGGUACUUAAGGGAAGGAAUAUUGAAUGCAGCUUAGAAGAAAUGUUAGGGAAAAAUGACCAAGAGUUUGCUGCUGAGUUUAUGGGAAUGCCUUUCGCUACUUUUCAAUGAAUUGUUUGAACGUUGAAGUGUUUGUAAAUUCUUGUUUUUUUGGCAGUGUUGUAAAUGUCUUAGUUAUGCAAUGGCAAGGCAAGGGGGAUCUUUUUUAUUCCA